UUACAUGUGGCAACAUUGCAAAAGAUUAGAAUUUGUUUAUAUUUGCCGGCUCAAUUGUUGUAAUUAAGUUUUUGCAAAACUAAAACAUGAGAUUGCCCUUGAUAUGCUUUGUCUUCUUAAAUUUCUUACAUCAACAAGUUCUGGCGGAUAAUUCUCUGAACGAUGAACAAUGUGUAUCGGACAAUAAAUCAGAGUGUGGCGAAGAACGUGAAAACCAAUUGUUUGAUUCAGCUAGAAAAUAUGGAAAAGAUUCAAACGAAAUAUAUAGAAAAAUUCACAAAGCUCUUAGUGAAUACAAACCAUGGAUCCCAAUGGAACACGAACCAACUUGUGGUUUAUACGCAGAAGUGAUAAAAAGAGAUUUGAAACCUUACCAGAGUAAUGGCAUAACACGGCAAAUGAUAACAGAUGCCGCGAAGUUAGGUACACAUUACAAGAUCUACAAUAAAACACUGUACCGCGAAGAGGAUUGUAUGUUUCCUACGCGCUGCAAAGGCGUUGAACAUUUUUUAUUAAAACUCGUAAAUGAAUUACCAGAUAUGGACAUAAUCAUAAAUACACGAGACUGGCCACAAGUAAAGAAAGUGUUUAAGACAAAAGGACCAGUAUUUUCAUUUUCAAAAACAAAUGAAUAUUUGGAUAUAAUGUAUCCUGCUUGGUCUUUUUGGGCAGGUGGUCCAGCUAUUUCAUUGUAUCCAACUGGUAUCGGACGCUGGGAUUUGCUGCGAGAAGAAAUCACAAAAGCCGCUGAGAAAACGCCAUGGGCCAAAAAAAAAUCUCGAGGAUUUUUUCGUGGCUCUCGUACAUCUGAUGAGCGUGAUGCUUUGAUAUUGCUGUCACGCCAAAAUCCAGAUUUAUUAAACGCACAAUAUACAAAAAACCAAGCUUGGAAAACAAAAAAAGACACUUUAAAUGCAGAGCCUGCCAAAGAAGUUGAUUUUAAGCAUCACUGCAAAUAUAAAUAUUUAUUUAAUUUCCGUGGAGUUGCGGCUAGUUUCCGUUUAAAACAUUUAUUUUUGUGUAAAUCAUUGGUACUGCAUGUCGGCGAUGAAUGGAAUGAGUUUUUCUAUUUUGCCCUUAAACCUUGGGUACACUAUGUUCCAGUAAAAAGUUAUGCUAGUGAGCAGGAAAUAGAAAAUUUACUCAAUUAUUUUCAAGAAAAUGAUGACAUAGCGCAACAGAUUGCAAUGCGUGGCUAUGAGUUUGUUAAGAUUCACUUGAGGAUGGAAGAUAUUGAGUGUUAUUGGAAAAAACUGCUCACAGAUUAUAAAAGUUUGUUGAAAUACACGGUUAAGGAGGAUAAUAGCCUACAAGUUAUUGAACCGAACAACAUAUAAAUUAAGAUUUUACGUUCGAGCAAAAAAAUUCGACAAACAGUAGUCCAUAGUUUGACAUUCCAUAAAAUUUACAUAAAUAAAUUAAACUUUUAUUAAAUUUCAUUUUUAUA
Teleopsis dalmanni is the source of this 1447-nucleotide messenger RNA. Its product is annotated as O-glucosyltransferase rumi-like. The record is from RefSeq and is a predicted model, not a curated record. NCBI's taxonomy places the organism in Eukaryota, Metazoa, Arthropoda, Insecta, Diptera, Diopsidae. Gene Ontology annotation, molecular function: UDP-xylosyltransferase activity; UDP-glucosyltransferase activity. Gene Ontology annotation, biological process: protein O-linked glycosylation; positive regulation of Notch signaling pathway. The coding region runs from base 87 to 1337 and encodes 416 amino acids. Gene Ontology annotation, cellular component: endomembrane system. The transcript is spliced from 2 exons.